This is a messenger RNA of Haemorhous mexicanus (house finch), 531 nucleotides long. Its product is annotated as serine/threonine-protein kinase pim-1-like. Gene Ontology annotation, molecular function: ATP binding; protein serine/threonine kinase activity. Lineage: Eukaryota; Metazoa; Chordata; Aves; Passeriformes; Fringillidae. The record is from RefSeq and is a predicted model, not a curated record. Gene Ontology annotation, biological process: protein autophosphorylation. Gene Ontology annotation, cellular component: cytoplasm. The transcript has 4 exons. The coding region runs from base 1 to 531 and encodes 176 amino acids.
AUGGGGCUGAGCAAAGUGGCCAUCAAAAGGGUGCCACGGGAGCGCGUCCGGCACUGGGGCGAGCUGCCCGACGGCAGCAGCGCACCCCUGGAGAUCGUGCUGCUGGCCAAGGUGUCCACUGGCUUCCCUGGUGUGGUCCAGCUGCUGGAGUGGCUUGAGCUCCCCAACGACGUCUUGAUGGUGCUGGAGCGCCCGGAGCGGUGUCAGGACCUGCAGCAUUUCAUUCGGGCACGGGGCUUCCUGCCCGAGGAGGUGGCGCGGGAGCUGUUCCGCCAGGUGCUGGAGGCCGUGCGGCACUGCACCAGCUGCGGGGUCCUGCACAGGGACAUCAAACCAGAGAACAUCCUGGUUGACCUGGCCACUGGGCAGGCCAAAUUGAUUGACUUUGGCUGUGGCACCUACCUGCAGGACACAGCCUACACUCACUUUGCAGGUGAGCCCACACAGGGUGUGCUCCUGGUCCCAGCAUCUCAUGGCCCAACAUCUCAGAGCCCAAGCUGGGUGUGGCAGUGGGGAUUCUCCCUUCUAUGA